AUGGGAGAUAUUUAUAUGGACGAGUUUGGAGAAAACUUUGGAAUUGAUGAAUUUGCAGAGGAGGAAGAAUAUGAGGAGUAUGACGACGAUGAACAGCAUAGAGUAGCAGACGUCGACAUCAUCACCGACCCAGCUGAAUUCAAGGCACAAAUUGACAAUGCUCACAGAAUAACGAGCCCUUACUUGACAAAGUACGAAAAGGCGCGUAUAAUUGGGACAAGAGCUCUUCAAAUCAGCUUGAAUGCACCAAUCACGAUACCAAUCGAUUCUACAGAUGCUGGAGAUGAUGGUAUGCAUUCUGUGGGAGACUUUGGAGACACACAAACAGCUGCAAUUGAUCCGCUCAUUAUAGCGGAAAGGGAACUCUACCAGAAAACGGUCCCAUUUAUCGUAAGAAGAUAUCUUCCAAACGGAAGUUAUGAGGACUGGAGAAUUGAAGAACUCAUUAUCGACUAA
Molecule: messenger RNA, 456 nt
Organism: Theileria equi strain WA
Lineage: Eukaryota; Apicomplexa; Aconoidasida; Piroplasmida; Theileriidae
Product: DNA-directed RNA polymerase subunit I, putative
Exons: 2
Coding region: 1-456 (151 amino acids)
Biological process (GO): DNA-templated transcription
Cellular component (GO): RNA polymerase II, core complex; RNA polymerase III complex; RNA polymerase I complex
Molecular function (GO): DNA-directed RNA polymerase activity; DNA binding
Source: RefSeq, a predicted model, not a curated record